Molecule: messenger RNA, 542 nt
Organism: Prunus mume (Japanese apricot)
Lineage: Eukaryota; Viridiplantae; Streptophyta; Magnoliopsida; Rosales; Rosaceae
Product: small ribosomal subunit protein eS30z/eS30y/eS30x
Biological process (GO): translation
Cellular component (GO): ribosome; cytosolic small ribosomal subunit
Molecular function (GO): structural constituent of ribosome
Source: RefSeq, a predicted model, not a curated record
CACAAAUCUAUCCUUAAAAUCGCAGCAACAAAAACCCUAGCGCUCGCCUCUUUACCGCCGUGCUGUUUUCUUGUCUUCUUCAAGCUCUCUAAUUUUCACGAUCUCGUCUGCAAAUACAAACACUACCCCAAAGCUCUUAGUAAGAAACCAUGGGUAAGGUUCAUGGAUCUUUGGCUCGUGCUGGUAAGGUGAGAGGCCAAACUCCCAAAGUGGCUAAGCAAGAUAAGAAGAAGAAGCCCCGUGGACGCGCCCACAAGCGCAUGCAAUACAACCGCCGAUUCGUCACCGCUGUGGUUGGCUUCGGCAAGAAGAGGGGACCCAACUCAUCUGAGAAGUAGACAAAGCUUUUGAGAAGAUGAGAAGCAAUUCGUAGAUUAAGAAAAAGGCUUUAUUUUCAUUUCUUUUUAUCAUUGUGUCAUUAUCAAUUCAAGACCCCAAAAUGCUGGUUUGGUAGUUCGUAGAGAGAUUUGGAAGUAUUUUUUGGAAUUUGUGCUCUAUUUGAAUUAUCAGUAAUGUGAUUUUGUUUCUGGGUUUCUUGUUUC